AUGGCUCGUCUAAGUUUGUCCACAAAGAGAAGACUACUUGUCACCAUAAAUGCAUUGCUUGCCUUCCUUCGAAUACUAUUUGCUGUAUGUGCUGCUGGUUAUACCUAUGUCAACUUAGCUGUAAAGAAACACCGUCAACCAAGUCGACCCUUAGCCAUAAGAGUCUAUAAACAAGUAGAGUACUUGUAUACACUAGUUUAUUGGAGUGAUGCUAUAUGUAUCGACCAACUACGAAUGGAUAGACAAUCAUUUCAUAAGUUGUGUCGAAUUCUCAUCAAUAAAGGCCAAUUAAGACCAACCCGAAAUGUGUCUAUAGAGGAGAUGGUAGCAAUGUUCUUAAAUAUUCUUGCACACCACAAGAAGAAUCGUAGCAUAGCCUUGUAUUUUACUAGGUCGGGGCGAACUGUUAGUAAAUACUUUCACGAGUGUUUGAAAGCCAUGAUUCGAUGCCAAAAAAACUUCUGGAAAACACCUGAACCUGUAAUUGAGGACUCAACAGACAAUAGGUGGAAAUGGUUUAAGAAUUGCUUAGGAGCAUUAGAUGGAACACAUAUUAGGGUGAAAGUGCCAGAACGAGACAAGCCAAGAUAUAGAACAAGGAAAUGUGAGAUAGCAACUAAUGUUUUAGGGGUUUGCUCUCAAGACUUGAUGUUUAUAUAUGUUUUACCGGGAUGGGAAGGUUCUGCACAUGAUGCUCGUGUUCUAAGAGAUGCUGUGAGUAGGAGAAAUGGAUUAAAAGUUCCUAACGGUUGUUACUAUUUAGUAGACGCUGGCUACACCAAUGGAAAUGGCUUUCUUGCACCUUUUAGAGGACAGCGUUAUCAUCUAAAUGAUUGA
Molecule: messenger RNA, 837 nt
Organism: Rosa rugosa (rugosa rose)
Lineage: Eukaryota; Viridiplantae; Streptophyta; Magnoliopsida; Rosales; Rosaceae
Exons: 3
Coding region: 1-837 (278 amino acids)
Source: RefSeq, a predicted model, not a curated record